GUGAUUUCGGGUUGUCUUUGAUAGCGGACGGAUUGGCAACAGGACAUACAUCGUCGGGGCCUGCAUUUACAUUGCGUUAUUGCGCCCCAGAGAUUGUGGACAGCGGUGUCAAGACGACAUCCGGUGAUAUUUACUCCUUUGCCUGCAUUUGUGCCAUGCCCCUUCCCUUCACUCAAGAAUGAUGCCCAAUUAUUGGAUGCGUUAAGAUUCGGCCGUCCGCCUUGGGACUGGAAGCAAUCCUCUCCAGUGGAGGAAGUACUAUCCAGUUGUUGCGCAAUUUCUCCUGACGCACGACCGACGAUGCGGAAGGUCUUUCGAUUGCUCGUGGACACCUGCGCUGAGCAAAACUCAUUAUCAAUCCUCAAGAUAUCCGAACCUAAACCGUUGCCGCCCUCACGCACCGACAGCUCAGUGGAUUCAUUCCUUAAACAAGAUGGAGACCGCGAAGAUAUGCUAAUGACAUCCUACUUGGCUCUCCCUCCCUCAAUGUCGCAGCCUGAACAAUCUCCUUCACAUCAAGAGCAUGCACUCACGCCAAACGGACGUAGUACUGUCAACGAAGAGUCCUUAUAUCUGGGGGGGGACUUCAAUCCUAACAUCAUAGCCGAGGAAUCAGUUAUGGAGAUCAAUCCCGAUCGUGUUGGUGAAUCAAGGGUGCCCUAUCCUGGGCAAUCUGCCCCUGGUACACCCCUCCAACCGUCCUCUAAUGAUUACCAUUCAUCAUCGUCGCUUCUCCUUCCUAAAUGGAACAUUGGUGUCCUUGAUAUGACAUCCAGCAAAUCCGCUUUUUAUGACAAUCCUGCAAACCUCAAUGCACAGCCAAUGGAGACGCCUGACUUGCCCUCUAAGGUGUUAAGAUCCCUCCCAGCUCUCGCAUUGAAGCCUUCGAAACCAACGGAAAUGCGAAAACGAACCGACGAAGAUGAUGAAGAUGGCCCAAGAAUGAGACAUGCAAGUGGUCAUGCACCUGGACCACAUGCGUUUGAAUAUGACGAGAAUGUGGACGAAAAGUCACUGGCAUCGAUGCUAGUCAUCAUCAAUCGGGCCCCAGUCAUGACAGCUUGGGCGGCUGUUGUGGCGGAAAGGCUGAAAUUUACUCGAGCGGAGGCCCUGAGCAUUGCUUCAGUGUAUGCUGAAAAGAAUGCCUCUUCAAAGGGUGUCGCGCUUGGCAUUUUCCACAAAGAUAAGGACUCCGACUUUGAAGGGGGUUCCACGCAACCUUAUAUCGAAUUAAUGGGCCGAAAACCUGUAAUGAAGACCGAUGCGGGGGAAUGGCGCGGGAUCGUGAAAGGAGAGGCUGCAGAGCCCGAAAUGGCAUAUAGAUAUAUCCAACGAUCAUUCAAGCACUUGAUGGGUUCUGUUAUUGGUUCAAUGCAGCUUUUACAAGAGUCAUAUUCACCGGAAGAGUUGAACAAGAACGGCUACGAUCUUUACUCCCAAUUUCGACCGGGACAGGGUGGGUGGGGCCAACGAGGCGAGAUGAGGAUGCAAACGUUACUGGAUCUGCGGCGUCAGGAAUAAGCCAGACCUGUGUUUGUAGGGAGGUCGCUCCGAUCGAUCAAACACGUUUCCCCAGUGACCGCGAUAUCCGUAUGAGUGGCUGACUGCGAGUCAAUAUGCGUUGUACACCUUUCGAGCUCGUCUGCAACGCGUGCCCUUGUAGCCAAGAGUUUAUUCGCGUCAACGAUUGUAAAGUAUCAGUUGGAUGGCAUUGACCCAAAUUAGCGUCUUCGUUAACGGCGUUACACAAUGAGGUGUUGGAUGGUCACAAGGAUGAGGUUCUUAUCAGUGAGGUUGAACAAAACAACCCUAAUCAAGAUUGGGAUCACUAUUGGGAUCACUCGGGAA
This is a messenger RNA of Cantharellus anzutake, 1848 nucleotides long. RefSeq lists its product as uncharacterized. The record is from RefSeq and is a predicted model, not a curated record. The transcript has 8 exons. Lineage: Eukaryota; Fungi; Basidiomycota; Agaricomycetes; Cantharellales; Hydnaceae. Bases 301 to 1521 code for a protein of 406 amino acids.